Molecule: messenger RNA, 426 nt
Organism: Racocetra fulgida
Lineage: Eukaryota; Fungi; Glomeromycota; Glomeromycetes; Diversisporales; Gigasporaceae
Source: the annotation of a GenBank genome assembly
AUGUCAAAUAUUAUCGAAUGCUCUGAUAAUUCUCCUUUAAAGAAAAUAUUAAGAGAUGAUGAGUGGAAAGAAAUUAAUGAAGAACAUUCAUUUCAUAUUGAUGUAGACAUUACUAUCUCUCAUUAUUUGAAUCAGUUAGCUGAUUUUUUAUGUGAUGAUAAUAAUAUCAUUAAUGAUCAUGAAAUGCUCCAUCCAUCUGAUGAUAAUUCACGACACAUCGAACACCGAAUUCGCCAAAAUAUUGUUAGAUGGAUGUGCAAUUACAAACCUACUCCUUCAAGUAGCCCAAAAGACAAUUCAAGUAGCACGUCAUCAGAACAUGUAGAAGAAAUCUUAUCUUCAUUCAUAGAAGAAAACGUUGAGGAACUAUCAGAUUCAGAAAAUGGUUGGGACACGCCUGAAAAUUCUGACUACGAACUAGAGUAA